AUGUCGUCCGAUCAAGAAAUGGUCGAAGUUCCCGACGAGCAAAAAGAAGAGGUAGAUGAAGAUCUUGUUGAAGUUGCAGAAGAAGAAGAGCUCCUGAAUGUGCCGAAGAGGAAGAAAAUGGAAAUUCUUGACAAGGAAGCAUUUGCGCAGGACCCCACCAAUCUGACAUUAAUAUUACACGAAGAGGAUCAUACCAUCGGAAACUCGAUUAAGCACAUUCUCACAAGAAUGUAACUCAAUUUUUAAAAAUUAUAUAUUGCCGUCGCAAAAAGUCGAGAAUCUUGAAGAGAAAGUGGGCUCAUUUUUCUCAUGCUAAUUCAAAUUUGAAUUUAAACUGAAAAUACUGUAGUAUGGAUAACCUGCGAAUCAAAUGCUCGUGUUUUUUGCGAUUGCAAGUCGCCAAUAAGUAAUAUUCAAUAUUUUUUUAGGGAUGAAGUUGAAUUUUGUGGCUACAACGUGCCGCAUCCGCUAGAAGACAAAAUUCUACUUCGUGUGCAAACGAGGAAUGACACAAACGCUCUUGAAGUUCUUGUUAAGGCGUUCGCGGACCUCGAGACGGUGUUCUCAACGAUCCGAACGAAAUUCGAAGCGGCCUAUGAGACAUCGAGAGCCUAA
Messenger RNA from Caenorhabditis bovis, 615 nucleotides. The record is from the annotation of a GenBank genome assembly. Lineage: Eukaryota; Metazoa; Nematoda; Chromadorea; Rhabditida; Rhabditidae.